Molecule: messenger RNA, 657 nt
Organism: Solanum stenotomum
Lineage: Eukaryota; Viridiplantae; Streptophyta; Magnoliopsida; Solanales; Solanaceae
Product: secreted RxLR effector protein 161-like
Exons: 1
Coding region: 1-657 (218 amino acids)
Source: RefSeq, a predicted model, not a curated record
AUGAAGAAUUGCAAUCCCGUCGAUACUCUAGUUGAGUUUGGUUUGAAGCUAAACAAAGUUGGAAGAGGAGAUAUGGUAGACAACACGCUCUACAGGCAAAUUGUAGGUAGUUUGAUGUAUCUUACUGCUACAAGGCCUGACAUCAUGUAUGUUGUAAGUUUUAUAAGUAGGUAUAUGGAGAGUCCGGCAGAAAUUCACUUGCUAGCUGCCAAGAGGAUCCUUCCCUACUUACAAGGAACUAAGGAUUUUGGUUUGUUCUACAAGAAGGGUGAAAAAUCUGAUCUGAUUGGUUUUGCUGACAGCGACUAUGCAGGAGAUCAAGACGAUAGAAAGAGUACUUCAGGCUAUGUUUAUUUACUAGGCACAACGGUUGUUUCAUGGUCUUCCAGGAAGCAAAAAAUUGUCACUUUAUCUAGUACUGAAGCGGAAUUUGUUGCUGCUACAACUUGUGCUUGUCAAGCUGUUUGGUUGAGGAGGAUUCUUGAAGAACUACAAUUCAAACAAGAAAAAGCAACUACAAUUUUCUGUUACAAUAACUCUGCCAUUAAGCUAUCAAAAAAUCCUGUUUUACAUGGAAGAAGCAAGCACAUUGAUGUGAAAUAUUAUUUCUUGCGAGAUCUCAAUAAUGAAGGAACAAUAGAGCUGCAGUACUGCUGA